CCGACGACCUUCAGACUCAUAAAAACAUAAAAAUGUUAAAAGUUUUCUGUCGCUCCUUGAACAAAGUGUCACUCAGUUUCCCAGACAGAAGGUGCCAUGUUGUGCUGUUUUUAAUACUAAAAGAUGGCAAGCAGUGAGAUGACAGCAGUGGAGGGCUGGUGUCCGUCCCAGUUAAAGAUCGUCCUUCUGGGCGGCAGGAACUCAGGGAAGAGCUCCUUAGGAAAUCUUCUCCUGGGCAAAGAAGAGUUUGCCACCAAGGAGAGGACGUCCUGCUCCAGGAGGGUUUCCCUGGUGAGCAGAUGCUGGCUGAUGGUGGUGGACACCCCCGGCUGGUGGUGCGACUUUACUGCAGAAGAGACCACACGGCUUGUGAGGAGGGAGAUCCAGGCGAGCGUCCCCCUUUGCUCCCCAGGCCCGCACGUCUUCCUGAUCGCGGUCAAGUCCAGCUCGGACUUCACUGAGAGGCGUCGCCGGGCCCUGGAGGAGCAUGUGGGUCUCCUGGGGGAGCGGGUGUGGAGUCACUGUCUGGUGGUCUUCACCUCGACGGACAAGGGGGCCCAGGAGGUCCCGGAGGGGGUGGCGGUACGCUGGCUAAUGAGCAAGUGUGGGCAGAGAUGUCUCAGCUUGAGCGGUGGACAUGAAGCCUCGGAGCUGGUGGAGAACAUCCAGACACUGGUCGCUGAAAAUGGAAACCGAGUGUUUGAACUGACGGAGAGCGUCUGCAGGAACAUCGUGGAGGAGAAGACGCGCGUGGAGGAGGCGGCUCACGCCAGGCUUCUGAUGAUGAAGACUCAGAGAUCCAUGAUGAAAGAGCGGGUGCGCCCUCUCACUGAUGUCAGGAUUGUGCUGCUUGGAGCCAAAGGUUCCGGAAAGACGUCAGCUCUCAACACCAUCCUGGGCCGGGAGGACCGGUCAUUCGGGAGAACAUCCAGCUGUGCGGUAGGAAGAGGUGUGGUGUUCGGGAGACAGGUGACGGUGGUGGACACCCCUGGCUGGUGGAUGAACUACUUCAGCGACGAGACCGCCAUCUUCGAUAGGAGACAAAUCCAGCUCAGUCCGUCCUUGUGUCCUCCCGGUCCUCACGCCUUCCUGCUGGUGAUCCGCGUGGACCGGGCCUUCUCUGAGACCUACAGGAGGGCGGUGAAGGAGCACCUGGAGCUGCUGGGUGGGAACAUCUGGAGUCGGGUCAUGGUGCUGUUCAGCUUCGGAGACUGGCUGGGGGGCGCGACCACUGAGCGGCACAUCGAGAGCGAAGGUGAGCCCCUGCGCUGGCUGGUGCACCGCUGCGGGAACCGCUACCACGUUCUCAACAGCAGGACCCGAGGAGACGGCUUCCAAGUGAGGGAGCUGGUGGGGAAGAUUGAGGAGAUGGUGGCGGCCUGCGGUGGUCGGCAUCACAAGGUUGACAGGACAGACGUGGACGAGCUGGAGAGGACAAUGAGCGCUGAGGCGACGAGAGCCAAGGACAGACGGAUGAGGAAGGAGCGGCAGAGGAGGGCGGCCGGCAUGCAACUUGAGAAGCGCCGCCCCCUCACAGAAGUGACACUGCUGCUGGUUAGCGGCAAGAAAACAGGCAAGAGCUGCUGUGGAAACACCAUCCUGGACAGAGACUGCUUCCCCGCCCACCGCCACACCACUUCCUGCGCCAUGGAACGAGGCAGGAUAGGCGACAGGGCAGUGACGGUGCUGGACACGCCCGCAGGCUUCUGCGUCACCUCUGACUUCCUGAGGACAUCGUGUGCCGUGCUGCUGGUGGUCAACGCCAGCUCCUCGUUCUCCGAGAGCCAAGGAGCCGCCCUGGAGGCUCAGCUGAAGGGGGGCGGGGACUCGGCUUGGCGCAGAGCUCUGGUCCUGUUCAGUCACGGCGACUGGCUGGGUGACACCGGCAUCGAACAACGCAUCGAGAGCGAGGGAGCGGCCCUGCGGAGACUUGUGGAGAAGUGCGGGAACAGGUACCACGUGAUGGACAACAAGCGGAGCGAGGAUGGCGGGCAGGUCGUCCAGCUGGUGACGCAGGUGGAGGAGAUGCUGGCUGCUUCUCAUCACAUGACAAGAUCAUCCACUGCACACGGUGACACGCUCUGCAGGAAGGACGUACGUUUGAUGCCAAGUGGAGGACAGCAGCUGUCGCAUGACGUGACAUGCAGCGAUUCUUCCACGUGUCCAGUCAGCCAUGCAGCAGAUGAAACACAGGCCGUGCUUCUGGACACAAGGCGGGAAAGAGGACAGACUGAUGUUGCCAUGUGGAACAGAGAGAAUACCACUUCCUGUUUGGUCGCCAUGCCGGGUGCAGGUGCAGACAGGCUGAGGGCAGGAAGCGGCCAGAGGUUAACGGUUAACGUUCCAGGGUGGCUCCACACUCCCAUGAUGCUCCUGGUGUUGCCCCACACUCACCUUGGGAUGCUUCCAGGUGGGAAUACCAGCCUUGAGCGCUCCCUCUGCAGCCAUAGACACCUCCAGUGGGACCACGCCAGCCUGGAGGAGCUGGAGGCCUUCAUUGACACCUACUUUGACCUGCUGUGGGAACAAAUCACGGCCCCGCCUCAGCCAUGUCACUCUGCCCCCACGGUGCACAGCGACCCCGGGGUCGGGGGCGAGCUUCUCUCAUCCAUCGAUCGAAAACUCUCCAAGCUGGACCUCCUGGAGGAGAUCAGGGUGGACCUGGCAGAGGUGAGAAGGAGUUUGGAGCUCAGCUGGACGAUCAUACAGGACCUGAGACGCAAAAGCAAACACAACAACAGCUCACAAUAUUAGGUACACCUGCAAGACCUGAUACAUGUGCUGUGUACAAAAAAAAAGUGCAUCAAUUUAACAAAAUAUUUAUUAUUGUAGUUUGCAGUGGUGCACGACAUCAUACCGAGAGAUGCUCUGAACACUUAGAAUGUUUCCUACACAGCACAAUAAUAAACAUACUGUGGAAUGAAUAACUGAGCAAUACUGACUUUUUGUGACUGGUGUUCACACGCUCAUCCACAAGGAGGAGCUGUUGCACCACCGGGCUACAGCUUUGCACACGCUUGAACAUCAUCCACUGUGGCAGAACAACAUUCUAGAACAGCUGGCCCCACUUUUACAACUAUUACAGCCGUCUCUCAGUCAGUGCGCAACAGAAAAUGGGUGCCUUGCAAAUAACAGGCAGGAAGUGGCCCUCUUAAAGCCACACACUCUAUGAAAUAGCAACGUGUAAAGAUAAUCGGAAUAAAAUCACACUUGAAUAAAAUAUCUUUGUAUCCGACUACUUUACUGUGCAUUAUUUACAAUUGAUGUACUUGUACAAUAUAUAUACAUGUUUCAGCAGGUCCAGACAAUUUUAGAAGAUGAGAUAAUACCACCGGAGGACUAACUAGGCAGACAUUGAAACAGUUUAAAAAGGGUAAACUGAACAAUAUGUUCAUUUCAUGGAUGUGGUGCUGAACAUUGCGAGUUGCUUGUAAUAAAAAAAAAAAUACUAUUUAAUUUUUUUUAUAUACACUUAUUGACAAUUGUUGCUACUGGGUGAAGAAUAUUAUGCAUGUUUUUUAUUUGAAGUUUUAAAAUAGUUUUAGCACAAUUGCUAACUGGGUUUCCCAUAAAAUGACAUGCUUUGGUUUGAAGUACCUUAUAAUAAAGUCAAUAUGAAACUAAUACAUAAUAAAACCCCCAAAAAGUAGCAAAAAGUGAAAAAUGGGUGGAAAAAAACAUUGCACGCUCAUGAUUUUUCAGUGUUGAUGCUCAUUUAAAUACACAAAAAAAUAAAAACUAGAAGGAAGAAUAUUUCUUAACAUUUCCUACAUGCUUUCAUUUUCAUUGCAUGGGUAACGUCCCAAAUCCUUCCUGCUGCUUUCACACGUACGUCAAGAAAACGGUUGACAAGGACAUUUCUCCAGGAUGGUCUGUCUUCAUUGGUACUUCUCUUUGUAUUUCACCCGACUUCCUCACUGGUGUCUUCACUUAUCAUCAUUCCUUCACUCCUGCAGAUGAUCUCAUUCCUAGCUGGCCGCCAUCACAUUGUCACACGCCCCCCCCCCCGCCCGCCCGCCUCAUUAGGGUAGUCCUGCUGCCUGGAGCGAGUGCAGAAGAAAUCAUUCAAUCAUGUCUCCACGGAGG
Messenger RNA from Dunckerocampus dactyliophorus (ringed pipefish), 4086 nucleotides. RefSeq names its product GTPase IMAP family member 8. NCBI's taxonomy places the organism in Eukaryota, Metazoa, Chordata, Actinopteri, Syngnathiformes, Syngnathidae. Gene Ontology annotation, molecular function: GTP binding. The transcript is spliced from 5 exons. The record is from RefSeq and is a predicted model, not a curated record. The coding region runs from base 124 to 2754 and encodes 876 amino acids.